GUGACUGGAAUGACAGUUGAAUUAGAUAUUAGACCAGAAACUAAAACUGUAUUAUUGCUAAAACAAUAACUUUCUGAAGUUAUUAAUCUUACUCCAGAUAGAUUAUAUAUUGGAUUCGAAACAACUUUAUUAGAUGAUCAAGAUUAUUUGGGUGUAAAAGGAAUAUCUGAUUGUGAUACUGUUCAUGUAAUAACAUCCCAAUUAACAGAAAAAAUAGCAUUUAAAAAAUGAGAUUUCAU
Molecule: messenger RNA, 239 nt
Organism: Paramecium primaurelia
Lineage: Eukaryota; Ciliophora; Oligohymenophorea; Peniculida; Parameciidae
Source: the annotation of a GenBank genome assembly